CUCUCGCAGGAAGCUAUGCCCCAGACGUCCAUCAUCUGCUCCAGCGUACUUGGGCCCAGCUGUAGUGGACAGGUGCCGCCUGGCAUGGGGGAGCGAGGAGGUGGGGCCAGCGGCUCCGGGGACCUCAUCUUCCAGGAUGGCCGCCUCAUCUCCGGGUCCCUGGAGGCCUUGAUGGAGCACCUGGUCCCCACAGUGGACUAUUACCCUGAUAGAACAUACAUCUUCACGUUUCUCUUGAGCUCCCGGGUCUUCAUGCCCCCUCAUGACCUGCUGGCCCGUGUGGGGCAGAUCUACCUGGAGCAGAGGCAGCAGCUGGAGGCCGGGUCUGAGAAGGCCAUGCUGAAGUCCUUCUCAGCCAAGAUUGUGCAGCUGCUAAAGGAGUGGACAGAGGCCUUCCCCUGUGACUUCCAGGACGAGAAGGCCAUGGCUGAACUGAAGGCCAUCACUCACCGGAUCAUGCAGUGUGAUGAGGAGAACGGCACAGUGAAGAAGGCCGUUGCCCAGCUGACGCAGAGCCUGCUGCUGUCCCUGGCCGCCCGGAGCCAGCUGCAGGAGCUGCGGGAGAAGCUCCGUUCGCCGGCUGUGGAUAAAGGGCCCAUCCUCAAGGCCAAGCCCCCGGCCUCUCAGAAGGACAUCCUGGGCGUGUGCUGUGACCCCCUGGUGCUGGCCCAGCAGCUGACUCACAUUGAGCUGGAGCGGGUCAGCAGCAUUCACCCCCAGGACCUGAUGCAGAUCGUCAGCCACAUGGACUCUCGGGACAAGCACAGGUGCCGAGGGGACCUGACCAAGACCUACAGCCUGGAGGCCUACGACAACUGGUUCAACUGCCUCAGCAUGCUGGUGGCCACCGAGGUGUGCCGGGUGGUGAAGAAGAAGCAGCGGACCCGCAUGCUGGAGUUCUUCAUCGACGUGGCCCGGGAGUGCUUCAACAUCGGGAACUUCAACUCCAUGAUGGCCAUCAUCUCUGGCAUGAACCUCAGUCCUGUGGCUCGGCUGAAGAAAACAUGGUCCAAAGUUAAGACGGCCAAGUUCGAUGUCUUGGAGCACCACAUGGAUCCUUCCAGCAACUUCUGCAACUACCGCACGGCCCUCCAGGGGGCCACUCAGAGGUCCCAGAUGGCCAACAGCAGCCGAGAGAAGAUUGUGAUUCCUGUGUUCAACCUUUUCGUUAAGGACAUCUACUUCCUGCACAAGAUCCACACCAACCACCUGCCCAAUGGGCACAUUAACUUCAAGAAAUUUUGGGAGAUCUCCAGACAGAUCCACGAGUUCAUGACAUGGACACGGGUAGAGUGUCCCUUUGAAAAGGACAAGAAGAUUCAGAAUUACCUGCUCACGGCGCCCAUCUACAGCGAGGAAGCACUCUUCAUCGCCUCCUUCGAAAGCGAGGGGCCCGAGAACCACAUGGAGAAGGACAGCUGGAAGACCCUGAGGACCACUCUCCUCAACAGAGCCUGAGGCGUGGGUGCGGCCUGCGACCGAGGACGCGCAGGAGAACCGAGCUUUAACCUUGACCUGGGUGGAGAUGGGCGGCCUCACUGGU
Eptesicus fuscus (big brown bat) is the source of this 1543-nucleotide messenger RNA. RefSeq names its product RasGEF domain family member 1A (gene RASGEF1A). The coding region runs from base 16 to 1458 and encodes 480 amino acids. The transcript is spliced from 12 exons. The record is from RefSeq and is a predicted model, not a curated record. Gene Ontology annotation, molecular function: guanyl-nucleotide exchange factor activity. Gene Ontology annotation, cellular component: plasma membrane. Gene Ontology annotation, biological process: positive regulation of GTPase activity; Ras protein signal transduction. Lineage: Eukaryota; Metazoa; Chordata; Mammalia; Chiroptera; Vespertilionidae.